Molecule: messenger RNA, 1251 nt
Organism: Saccharomyces kudriavzevii IFO 1802
Lineage: Eukaryota; Fungi; Ascomycota; Saccharomycetes; Saccharomycetales; Saccharomycetaceae
Gene: UBX4
Product: Ubx4p
Exons: 1
Coding region: 1-1251 (416 amino acids)
Molecular function (GO): protein binding
Source: RefSeq, a predicted model, not a curated record
AUGCCUACGGUGACCGUGAAGUAUAACUUUCAACCCUUUAAGUGCCAACUACCAUCGAAUCUUACACUGAACGAUGUACUGCACCAAUCUUUGCAAUUUUUCAAACUGCACACUUCGCCUAAUGAAUGGACGUUAGUACAUUUGGAUAAGCCUGUGCCAUUGGAUCUGCCAUGGAGACUGCUGAACCUACCAAUGGGCGUCAACCUAGAACUGUCGAGAAAUGCUGAUUUUUCGGUGGCAAAUAACACUAAUCGUAGCAAUAUGCCACCAAGCACAAUCAAGAUACGGUUUCAAAUCUUAGGAAGCAAUUCGGUAAUAGAAGAAAUCCCAUCCAAUCAACCGAUGGCUCCGAUCCUGCAAAAAAUCAGCGGUGCUGCAGAAAAUGAUUUCAAGAUUCAAGUUUUUUCCAAGACUAUUGCCUAUAAAACCAUUAAAGAUGAUAAUCUUACUCUUGAGGAUUUAGGGAUCCAAGAGCCUUCCUCAAUAAGAUUACUUCUUUCCAAUUUAAGGUCCGCUGAAGAUAACAACACCGAUAGUACUUCUCCCCCUAAACAAACUUUAGCCACCAUGACAACCCCAGAAACUAUGACCGUAUCGGCACCUCAUGAACUUCACAAACCUUCCGUAUUCGUACCUUCGAAUGAACCACUGGCACUCAUUAACGAUCAGAUCGGAAAUGAAGAAGACUACGAAUUAACAGUAGAACAAGCGAAAAGAUAUCAAAAAAUGCUAUCUUUGAAGGCCGGUACUCUAGGCGGUCCUAUCCUAACAAAAAGACUCAGAGAAGAAUCUGCCAGAAGCUUGUCGACAAAAAACAGGACCAUUUCUGAGUGCCUCUUAAGAAUUAAGUUUCCUGAUAGGAGCCACAUUGAAAUAGCGUUCAAGCCGGAUGAAGAUAUGCAUACGGUUUAUAACGUCGUAUCGCAGUUUCUAAUCGAUGAGAAAAUGAACUUCACAUUAAAUCAGUCACAUCCUUUCAAACCCUUACCCAAAGACGAUCGAAAACUAGUCGAUGAUUUGUCGUUUGGUUCCAAAACAAUGCUUCUUUUUGAGACAAAUUCAAAUUUCACUGGCCCCUUGAUAAAGCAUAACCUAUUUAAAGAUGCGCAAAAAAUUUCACACCAAACCAUGGUAAACCCACCAACACACACCACAGAUAAAUCUAAUCUACGGGACGCCUCUGAGGGCACUCCAAAGAUCAAAAAGACACUGAACAAAGUACCUAAAUGGAUGAAAUUGAGCAAAAAAUAA